Messenger RNA from Rhizophagus irregularis DAOM 181602=DAOM 197198, 1122 nucleotides. RefSeq lists its product as uncharacterized. Lineage: Eukaryota; Fungi; Glomeromycota; Glomeromycetes; Glomerales; Glomeraceae. The record is from RefSeq and is a predicted model, not a curated record.
AUGGAAACACAAAAGGCGCCAUACAUAAGGUACAAAGAAUAUCUGCAAUGCUGCAACGAAGCAGAGAGGUCAAUAUUAACAUAUAAUCACCAACAGUUAUACAGGAUGGUUCAACCACUUUCUCUACUCUCGUCUGAGAAUAGUGCUCUACAUGUUGCUUUUAGUAAACUCAGGAUGUCAAGAAGGUUCUUGCAGUUUUUGUUCGACAUAGGUUAUGGUCUAUCGAGUGUCGAUAUCUAUGAUAAUUCUUUGCUGCAUCUUGCGACAAAAGGAGAACAAAACAGGAAAGUAUUGAGCUUCUUGUUGGAUGCAGGCAUUUGUGUUAAUUCGGUGAACAUGUGGGGGAACAACGCACUAGUUACUUUGUCUCUGCAAAAAAGUCCGCUGCCUAGACUCAAAUUAUUGGUAGAACAUGGAGGGGUACUACAAUCUAACCUGAUUUAUUAUAGAGCUGCUUAUAGUGGAAGAAUAGAUCACAUAAUUCGAUGGUUAGCGUACAAAGGAGUAAACAUUAAUUAUCGAGAUCCUUUCGCCCAGCAGACCGCAUUACACGCAAGAAUGAAAAGUCCAACCGCAACUGUCUCUGAGAUAAUCAUGAUGGUUUCGCUUGGUGCUAACCUAGCAAUCAAAGAUUCUACAGGCAAAACGCCCCUCGAUAUUUUACGUUCCAGAGGAUUAUGGCCUUGUCGUUUCGAAUGUACCAGGAUAAAAUAUAAUGACGAUGAUUGCCCAGUCAGCAAGGGUCUGCCGCAUGAAUCUACAAAAGUAGAAAAACUAUUAGCCCGUGUGUCUUAUAAUUGGUAUUGUCAUACACGGGAGAUAUUAUUGACCUUUCUACGUGCAGCAACAAAAACCACACUUUGCCAACGUAAUUCGAUUGCAGAUGCUCUCCUAGAAACUAAAUGGUUAGAUUCGAGUGCAUUUCAUAUUCUAAAGAGUGUUUGUCUGUUAGGAACCCACAAUUAUACAAGCCAGGUUAUUAACCGAUUUCCCGCUAGUGGUAUAAAAAGUAAAUCACAGAUUGUGUUGAUUCUAAAAACGGGUAUUACACCGGAAAGGGUGAAUAAUAAUAAUGAACACCCUAAGACCAUUGCGUGGUUGAGCGGCAAGACGGUCAGGUAG